Messenger RNA from Perca flavescens (yellow perch), 2170 nucleotides. Its product is annotated as E3 ubiquitin-protein ligase TRIM47. The record is from RefSeq and is a predicted model, not a curated record. Gene Ontology annotation, molecular function: zinc ion binding. Bases 1170 to 1967 code for a protein of 265 amino acids. The transcript is spliced from 7 exons. NCBI's taxonomy places the organism in Eukaryota, Metazoa, Chordata, Actinopteri, Perciformes, Percidae.
UUAGGAAAACCUUGAGUCUAAGAAAGCAAAGAUCAAAUUGAUGAUUGAUGACAGAAUGGAAAAGAUAAAGGAAUUCACAGACUUGCAGAGAAAAAGCAAAUAAAGAGGUAGAUAACGGUGAUAAGCUCUUCAAUACUCUGAUGAAUCAUGUACAAGUGGCCCAUACUAAGCUAAAAUCAAAUAUCGAUGAGAAGGUCCAAAAAUCCCAAGAGAAAGAGAAAGUGAUGAUUGAGGAGCUGCAAGAGGAGAUCUCCCUACUGCAGAGGAAGAACUGUGAGCUGGAGGAGCUUUCACAAAGUGACGACCACCUUCAUCUUCUGCAGACUUUGCAGGCCCUGAACACCAUAUCAGAUGCCAAGGACUGGUCUAAGAUCAGGGUUUACCCAGACCUGUGCGUGGAGAUGCUGAGAACCAUGACUCCUCUUGUGCACACUUUCCUAUCAGAACUAAAAACCCUGACAGACCCGGAGUGUGUCACCUUUGACCCAGCCACAGCGGGUUGCCACCUUGUGGUGUCUGAACAUGGGAAACCAUUAACGCACUACAAACGUUCGAGGCCCUCAUCGUCAAAUGACCCAAAGAGGUUCGACUGUCCCAUGGUUUUGGGGACAAAGGGCUUCACCUCUGGACGUCACUACUGGGAAGUCCAAUUACUGUAAUAAAAGUGAAUUGCGCUAUUAACAGGUUUUAAUUAUCACUAAAAUAAACAUCUACAGUAGAUGGGGGGGGGGGGUUUCUUGCCCUUUUUUGGAGCUGCAACUGUAUUCUGAGCUGCUUUAUCAUGAGAACAUUAGUUUAUGAGCCUUCAGGAAAUGACAGUCCAACAGAGGCGCCCUCUUUCCCAGCAGUGAUAGGUGUGUCUAUACCUAUACAGGGGAAUAACCAACUGAUAGAGUGCAACACAACACUGUUGGCGCCUCAGGAAUGACGAGCUGGUAGCUGCAAAACAAAAGGGGCAGUGACGGACUGGCCAUCUGGAAUUUGUGCAAAUGCCAGAAGGGCCGCACCCCUAUGGACCCCUAUGGGCCACUACUGAUAAAGUUAUUUUAUGCAUGCAGCUGCAAGAUCUACAACCAAUGGAAUACAUCAUCUGUGCAUGCUGAUAGCAUCAGCAAAUCUGCCCACUUGCAUGUUCUCACACAUGCAAACACAGACAACCCUUUGACCUAAUGUCAGAGCCUCCAAAGUGCUGCAUCUGUCUGGACGAGUUUACCAGCCCUGCUUCCCUCCCCUGCGGACAUUGCUUCUGCCUGGGCUGUAUAGGCGAAUACUGGAGGAUCAAUGGGGCCUGUCAGUGCCCACUCUGCAAGGCCUUUUUCCCCACCAGGCCACAGCUGAAAACAGACCAAACACUGCAUGCUGGUGCCCCGACUGAGGAGGCAGCUGAGCCUUUAAAAGCUGGAGAGGUUCCCUGUGAUCUCUGCCCAGUGAAGCAUAGAGCGGUCAAGUCCUGUCUGGAAUGCCUGGCCUCAUACUGUCCCACUCAUCUGGAGCCACAUUACCGGAGCGAAGAGCUUGGGUGCCAUCUUCUGAUCAGUGUGGUAAAGAACCUGGAGGACUCUGUGUGUAGACUGCAUGGAAAGCAGCUGAACAGGUUCUGUAGGAGUGACCGAACGUGCAUCUGUGCCAUGUGCGCCCAGACAGAACACAGGGGCCAUCGCAUCAUUUCUAUCAACAAGGAAGCUGCAAAGAAGAAGGUUAAGCUAAAAUGGAGAAGGGUGAAACUUCAGCAAGCCAUUCAAGAGAGACUGAUUAAAGUUGACAAAAUCAAGCUCUCUGUAGACCUCAGUGGAGAAAACCCUAAAGAGGCAUGGGCACAAAAUAAAGAGCUCAUCAGACAACUGGAGGAAGAAAUCUCUGAGCUGCAGAGCAGAAACACUGAGCUGGAGCAGCUCUCACAGACUGAAGACGACCUCCACUUCCUACAGAUGUGCGCCAUGGUCGAAAGUCAACAUAUCAAUCAAUGAAAUCACUUUUUUUUUUUUUUUUUAAUACCCAGUAUUUGUUACAUUAAACACUGCCACUGUUCCUUUAAUGCACACUCGCUCUCUCUCGUCUCUACAUACAUUUCUUUACACUGCUCCAUCUUACUGUUUGGACAAGCAUGAUGAUUUACCUUUUAGAGCAGGGAUCUUCAACAGGAGGUCCGGGACCCCCAUGGGGUCCUCAG